AUGACGGGGAAGGUUAUGGUUAUGGCGACAAAGAGCUGCAGGCUGCGGUGGCUGAACUACUUCCGGCCCAACAUCAAGCACGGCGGGUUCUCAGAAGAGAAGGACAACGUCAUCUGCAGCCUCUACGUCACCAUCGACAGCAGGUGGUCCAUCAUCGCGGCGCAGCUCCCCGGGAGCACCGACAACGACAUCAAGAACUACUGGAACACCCGCCUCAAGAAGAAGCUCCUCCUCGGCAAGAAGCACCACCACCACCAUUGA
Molecule: messenger RNA, 261 nt
Organism: Linum tenue
Lineage: Eukaryota; Viridiplantae; Streptophyta; Magnoliopsida; Malpighiales; Linaceae
Source: the annotation of a GenBank genome assembly